Messenger RNA from Haliotis rufescens (red abalone), 488 nucleotides. RefSeq lists its product as uncharacterized. The record is from RefSeq and is a predicted model, not a curated record. Lineage: Eukaryota; Metazoa; Mollusca; Gastropoda; Lepetellida; Haliotidae. Bases 16 to 405 code for a protein of 129 amino acids. The transcript has 5 exons. Gene Ontology annotation, molecular function: calcium ion binding.
AUAAAGUCAACAAGCAUGUCCCUGGCAUCUGACUUCGAGAGGCUACUCAAGAUGAGACUGCUCGUGGUGUUCCUCCUGAUGGCUUUGAUUGUUCUCCCCACGGAAGGACUAUUCCGUCGUCGUCGUCGUCGCAGAUGGCUCCGUAUCAGAGGCAGCAAGGUUCUGAAAGGAAUUGGCAUUGCUGCCAAACUGGGACUGUUAGGAAAGAGAGAUGUGCAAGAUGACCUUGCCUCUGCUGAUCUGAAUGAGGAUGGCAACAUUGACCAAUCAGAAGCUGAGAAUCUAUUCGACAAACGAGAUGCGGAACAAAUCCUAAACUUGGUUGACAUAGAUGGUGACUCAGUUGUCAGUCAUGAUGAGUUCAUCCGAGGAAUGGAAGACCUUUUCUCACAGGGUGACGAGUAGAUGCUUUCAACACUAGUGCUACAAGUGAUAUAAUAUUUCAGUGUUUCUAUCCGAUGCCUGAAAAUAAAUUAUUGCAGAACAAA